This is a messenger RNA of Leptopilina heterotoma, 1908 nucleotides long. Its product is annotated as golgin subfamily A member 6-like protein 22. Bases 160 to 1827 code for a protein of 555 amino acids. Lineage: Eukaryota; Metazoa; Arthropoda; Insecta; Hymenoptera; Figitidae. Gene Ontology annotation, molecular function: phosphatase binding. The transcript has 6 exons. The record is from RefSeq and is a predicted model, not a curated record.
UAAUCCAAACUUUGAUGUACAACGAACUUCAUCUUUGCACGUCUGUGAUUCAACUGUCUUUUUUCAUAUGCACACAAACCGCGUCUUCUGUCGAAUUUUGAAUUUCGACCAAUCACGAGCCAUCAUUUUUGAGAUGAUGAUAAUUUUUGGCGAGCAGCAAUGAUUAAUUUUGAUUCUGUUGAAAAUCGAAAAAAAUGGUCACCAAGCAGAAAAAUCGAAGAAAUCAAAAGUGAUGAGGUGAAAAAUUUUGAGGAUGAUUUCGAUUCAGAAGAAAUGAGCGAGGAGGAUAUUUUUUCUGGUAACAUAACUGUGACAAUUAAGGACAAACCAGUUAUUGAAUCUAAAGAAGAAAUUUUAGAAAUUUUGAGAAAAUCAUUUGAAGCUCUCAAAAUUAAUGCUCAUGAAGGUCGACGACUUCAAGAGUUAAAGACAAAAAUUCAAGAAAAAAUUGCCACGAAACGAUUGCGAAGAUUUUUCAACGCCUGGCGAAAUAGAGUAAAAAAUUUGAAGGUCCUAGAAAAGAAGAAAAAGGAAACACGUGAAUUAUCGAACGAGAGAAAAAUUGAACUCUUCAUUAAUGCAAUUGUCGAGAAACAAAAGCAAUUGAAGAAAAUUCGUAAAUCAUCCACAUCAUCACCUUUAAUAAAAGCCGAACAACAAAAUCAACGUUGCAAUAGUGCUCCCGAGGAAUUAAUCGACAAUUUUGUUGCGACAAAAAAUAAUUAUCCCAAAAUAAUACAAAAUGGAGUUGAAAAAAAAAAUUCCCAAUCUAGAUUGCAAAUACAACGGAAAAUAAUUGAAGAGCAAAGAAUAAAAUUAAUGCAACAAAAUAAAAUUAUCGAAGAAAUGAAAUUAAAAGAAAUUGAUCGUGAAACAAGAAAAGCUCAUCGCGAAACAAUUGAUGCAACACGAGGUACUUUAAAUCUCUGCGAAAGGGGCACGAGAAGAUCAUUAAUUUCCCUCAUUAAGGAACAAGUUUACAGAAAUGAUUCCGUGGAUACUUUGCGAGUACCAGAAACGCCUGAUUUUUUGCUCAGAAUGGAAGCAAGAGCCAAUGCGCGAAGAGAACGUAACCGAAGAUCCGAAGAGGCUCGAGUGAAACGAAUCGAAGAGGAGCGAAAAAAAGAAGACGAGGCACGAAAAAAAGAUGAAAUCGAAAGAAAACGAUUACAAAACGAAGCACAGAAAGAGGCAAAAAGACUCCGUGAAGAACGAGAAGAAAAACGAAUACGCGACAUUGAAUUAAUAAAAUUAAACAACGAAAAAGCGGACAAUUUCUAUAGAAAUUUUCUUCUGAAUCGUUAUAUUUUUCAACCACUUCACAAACUUCUUCAAGAGAAAUAUAAUUUUCACAAAAAAGCUGUGAAUCAUUAUAACAAAAAACUUAUGAAAAAUUAUUUCUCCUCGUGGAAAUUAAAUAUUCAACAACAAUAUGCAAUUAAGGAGGAAUUAGCAAUUUCCAUAUACGAAAGAAAUUUAUUACUCUCGUCAUUUGAUAUGUGGCGAAAAUUCACUAAAAUUGAGAGACAAAAAUAUCACGUAGCCAGUGAUUUUUACGAUUUGAAAAUCCAAUCCAAAUGUUUCAAAUUAUUCCACAAAUUCACCAUUGAAUCAUCUGUAAUAAAAAAGAAAAAUGAACAGAUUGCUGAUAAUUACUUAAAUUUGAAAGUAAAAGAAAAAUAUUUUUACCUUUGGAUGAAAUUUCUUCAAAUUUCCGACGACAUUAAAGAAAGUGAUAAGCAAAAGCAAGAAUGGCGUGAAAUCAUUCAAAAAGUAAUUCCUGACUUUCAGCCUAAACAUCAACACAGCAAUGGAAACGAAGACUGAAGAAAAAAUCAUCUAAAAUAAUUAACAGAAAAUUAAUUUUAAUUUCUUGAAAAAUAUAAUUCAUCAUUUCGAAUUAUUAAU